Messenger RNA from Penicillium olsonii, 5367 nucleotides. Lineage: Eukaryota; Fungi; Ascomycota; Eurotiomycetes; Eurotiales; Aspergillaceae. The record is from the annotation of a GenBank genome assembly.
AUGCUGCGCUCCUCGAUUGCUCCGGGUCGGCAAUUGCUGUCGAACCCCAUUCGCCAACGGAUCCCUUCACAAUGGCUCUCCAAAGCCGGUGCAAGCAGCCGGCUCGCAGGCCAGCGCUUCUUCGCCGACUCUAAGCCCCCAACUACAGGUGGCCCGACCCCGGUUUCCCCUUCCUCUGAGUCCAGUGUGCCUCCCGAGACCAUCUCCAAGGCCGCCGAACAAGAUUCCAAGCUCCCUCCCGCGCCUCCAGCAGCUGCCCCGCGCAAGACCGGCCGUUUCCGCCGAUUCUUGAUUUACUUGAUCCUCACUUCAGGCUUUGCCUACGGUGGUAGUAUCUUCUUGGCUAUGAAGUCUGACAACUUCCAUGACUUCUUCACCGAGUACAUCCCCUACGGCGAGCAGUCCGUUCUCUACUUCGAAGAGCGCGACUUCCACCGCCGCUUCCCCAAUGCCCUGCGACACCAGAACCGCCUCCCCGCCGCGCCAAGAGAGGAGGGUGCACCUGUGACCAUCCCCAGCAAGAGCGGCCUGUCUUGGAAGGUGGCUGGUGAGGAGAAGGCUGAUACUGAGACUGCCAACAAGGCCUCUCACGACGCCCGCGCCCAUGACGCCCAAACUAAGCCCGCAACCGCCAAGCCCGAAGACCGCUCCGCUGCCGUAACCAAGGCCAAGGAGGACAAGGCUGUAAAGAGCGGUGACAAGGAGGCUAGCGCUAAGCCCGAGGAGAAGAAGCAGGUUUCUCUGGAGGAGCCCAGACAGCCCGCUGUUUCUGCCAGCACCAUCGAGCUGCUCCAAGUGCAGGAUGGCGACGACUCUGUCGUUCAGGACUUGGUCAAGACUUUCAAUGACAUUGUGACCGUCAUCAGCGCCGAUGAGAACUCGAGCAAGUACUCCGCGCCGGUCGCAAAGGCCAAGGGCGAGCUCGAGAAGAUUGGCGAGAAGAUUGCCGCCAUUCGCAGUGAUGUUCGCAACGCUGCCCAGGAGGAGAUCAACAAGGUUCACGCCACUUUUGAUGAGUCCGCCCGGGAAUUGAUCCGCCAGUUCGAGGAAGUGCGCGGCACUGAUCUUGCUUCAUUCCGCGAGGAAUUCGAGGCUGAGCGCGAGAAGCUUGCUCACGCUUACCAGCAGAAGCUCACCUCCGAGCUCCGUCACGCCCAAGAGCUUGCUGAGCAGCGUCUCCAGAACGAGCUUGUCGAGCAAGCCAUCGAGCUGAACCGCAAGUACAUCCACGAGGUCCAGGGCCUUGUGGAGCGCGAGCGUGAGGGCCGUCUGAGCAAGCUCACCGAGCUCACCACUGAUAUCAAGGACCUUGAGAAGUUGACCGCCGGCUGGAGCGACGUUAUCGACACUAACCUCAAGACCCAACAACUGCAGGUUGCUCUUGAUGCCGUUCGCACCGUUGUCGAGCGCGCCGAGACCCCUCGUCCCUUCGUGCGCGAGCUGGUUGCCGUGAAGGAGCUCGCUGCUGGUGACUCCGUUGUCGAGGCUGCCAUCGCCUCCAUCAACCCCACCGCUUACCAGCGCGGUAUUCCCUCCCCCACUCAGAUCAUCGAGCGUUUCCGCCGAGUUGCCAGCGAAGUCCGCAAGGCUAGCUUGCUCCCAGAGGAUGCCGGUGUGGCCAGCCACGCCGCCAGCCUUGUUCUGAGCAAGGUCAUGUUCAAGAAGGAUGGUUUGCCCGAGGGUGAUGAUGUCGAGAGCGUUCUCGUUCGCACUGAGAACCUGUUGCACCAGGGUGAUGUCGAUGCGGCUGCUCGUGAGAUGAACACUCUCCAGGGAUGGGCUAAGAUUCUUAGCAAGGAUUGGCUUGGUGACGUGCGCAGAGUUCUUGAAGUGAAGCAGGCUCUCGAGGUUAUUGAGGCCGAGGCCCGUCUCCAGUGCUUGCGUGUUGAAUCUUCAGCAAACACGUCGCCCUUUCUUCGAUCCGAUGGAGGCUCAUUGCCCCCAACCACGCCGCAAAUGAACGACGGCCAAGCGAGCGGGGAGCUGGAGGGGAGUACAUUGGGCAGCGGUUCUCGGGAUGGAGAGCGGAGGACCCAGAGCUCCAGUGGCUUUUUGCUGGACUCUCUCCCCCGGGCGAGAAGCACGAAAGUCAGUCUGCAUCGUUCUCGUCCAUCGGAGCCUGUCCAAGAAAAGCGCAAGGUCCCAGAACCGGAGAUCGUGGUCCCUAAAAAACGCUCGCGAUUUCCUUGGAGUCGACAUAAGCAUCACGCCUCCGAGCCGGUGGCUAAAGAUGGACCACAAGGUCCAGGGGUCUCCCGACAAGCCUCUACGUCUUUCGAGAAACAGCCCUCUCGAAACUCCUCGGAGCUCGAGGUACACGAGAGCAACCCCGAGCAGUCGACCCCUGGCUUUGAUAGGGACUCCCUUCAAAUUGUCAAUCUUGCCCUGAGUCUCAAUGAAUCCCGAAGGCGCACAGCGUCCGGAAUUCCCCCAGGGCCGGGUCGCAGGCCGAUAUCUGUUUCCCAGCCUGCUGUUCCGCUAGCAGAUAGCUAUGGCCAACCUUCGCGGGCAAGAAAUCCCCAACACGACUCGGCUUAUCGCAAUCUUACUCAAAUUCCGGGUGAUCGCAUGUCGCAGGGGACACUGCCAAGCUUGGAGCAGUCAUCUGUGGUGAACCUGUUGCCCCCUUCUGCAAUCGCAGAUCAUAGAGCGUACGAGUUCUCCGAAAGCACGUUGAUCCGGGCUCAAAAGGCUCGGAAUCACUUUGAUCUGUUUCAUGAAUACAUGCGACUGCUUCCAUUGCUGCCUCCACUACGAGAAUCAGGUAAGGAGGGCCUCCCGGAGUCUUCAAUCACCCAGCAGCCUCAUCGCGGCUACAAUCCCCUUCAGACCAUCCGAAAUCGCAAAGUCAGGUAUCGUGAGAAAUGUACCAUCGAUCCAGACGCUGAAGGGUGGCAUGACGCAGAAAGGGUUCAUCAGUGGAUCGACAAUGUCGAGCAAAAAUACAGCAAAACCGACCAUGAUCAAUUGGAAUGUCUCAAGCUACCAUCUUUCAGGCAGGGCCCCCGCCAUGCAUCCAUUGGAGAGCAUGAAGACGGGUAUAUGAUGGCUACCUCACCUCCGACAAGCUUACGACGUGUCAGUCGAACAAGCAGCACGAAAGCCCGCCGGCCGCGGAUUGAUUGGAAGAUUUCACCUGCAGAGCUAUUGGCCGAUGCUGCGUGGCUCGAAGAUGGCACCAAUAAGACAAAAGUGGUCGAUAAGGAUGGGUUCAAGCUUUACCCUGAUCCCACGGCACUUGUCAUCCUGAACACGCGUGAUGAUACGACAACGCCUUACAAGCAACGCCUCUCGCUCGAGGUGGGAGAUCACGGAGAGGCAAACUCUUCACCACGGACUUCCCUCUCCAGCACCCAUCCUGCGCUAGCGCAUGAAUUUAAAAGCGUGGGCCGAGGGCGACACAGGCACCGGUUCCGAAGUCAUUCCCACAGCCUUCGCAGUCGUAGCGGCUCCAGCACAAGGAAGCCCUCUCGAUGGAACAAAGUGAAAAUGCGUUCCGGCAGUGUCUCAAGCUCCUCCAGUUCGGCGUCGCAGCCUUCCCUCGAUGAACGACCUCGUUUGUCUCGCGAGCCUCUCCGCGAGCAUGUGCAAAGAUUCGUUGAUCACGCCCAGGCUUCGGGGUCUCGUGUCUCUCGUGCUAAAUCCCCUGCUGUCAGGACUAGUGAAUACGAUCGGGGAAGGACACCGCAGCCCUCCGAGCCAUUAGCACUCAACACGUCGCACAAGCAUAAGCGUCGAAAAGGUUCUGUUUCAUCAGCGGACAGUAUGGACUACCGACUUGGUCCGCGACCGUCCGUGGAGGGGAUGGAUAGUACUGCGCCCAAUUCACCCGCCCAUACCGGCUACUUCCCAAGCAUAGCCGUCAAUUUAUCGCCUCCUUCUAGCCGAUCACCCUCGCCUACGAAGAAAGGCCUGCGUCACAAGAUUGUCUCCCGCCAUGAGCGGAGCAAAAGCAAACAGGCCCAUCGAGAGCGCGAAGACGACGUCCUGGAUUACGAGACUCCGCAUCAUCAACCUGUGUCAUCUCCUGAUUGGAAUGAAGGUGCUUCUAAACUUGAUCCCAGUCCUCUUCCUGACUCUGUCUCUCCGCCUUACCAAGAAGACCAGGCCGUGUCAGAGGGGCAUCGGCCCCGCAAGGGAGCCCAUAUUCCUGAAUCCAAGCUACGGGGGAUCUUCAAGGGCCCUGGUCGGAUUGCAGAGAUCGUGGGAAAUGAGGUGUCAAAGGUUGGAGAUCUCAUUUUGAAAAAGGACACAGAGCCAGACUCUCGGAAAUCUUCAUCUGCAAAUACCCUUGCUUCGGACGAUAGUGACUCGGAUGAAGAGCCCCGAACGGACAAGAAGACUGGACUGCUUCCUCGCAGGGAAUCCGAGAAGACCGCAUCUCGCAACUAUAUCUCUCUGCCAUCCUUCACUUCGCCUCUGCGCUCGGACGAGCGAAGCAAGGCUCCAGCGGAGGGCGAAUUAAGUAGCCCUCGCGAUCAACCGACCCCUCGCAAGUAUGAAGGCCGUGAGUCUUCUAAAAAGCUCACCUUCUCACGGAGCAGGACACUCGAUUUCAGCCCCUCGCUGCAGAAGGGGCGUUCAAAUCGCCACGAAAUCAAAGAUCCGUCUAUUCCGUUCAGCUUAACCCGGCCUCCUGUCACUGGGCUGGCUAAAGCUCGAGCUUCGCCCGGGAUUUCACCCGAGGGGAGACGCUCAGGACUCUCUGGGGCGAGUCGCGCUUGGAGUAUCUCCGGCCGCAGUCUCCAUACUUUGACCGACACCGGGAUUCCUGCCAAAUCCGAGAUUGAGCGCACUCGGGCACUUCUUCUGUCGUCCGGCAUUAAAGCCCGUGAGAUAACACGCAGAGCCCACAGUACUCGUGAGCCUGCUCCACACUGGCUCCAGAGCUCUUUGGCAUCUGGCACAUCUAUCCCAAGAGUGACACGCAUCAAUGAGUUCGACCUUGCCGCGCAGAAUCUGCUCCAACGUUUUGAAAUGACUCAACAGUCAUUCCAGCAGUCCAUGCAUAAUUUCUCCACCACUACUUCGUCACCUCUUCGGUCUCAGAUCAAGAACCUCGAGACCCUGGUCAACCAAUCGCUUGCGCCCCGCGUUAGGGCCACUGCAAACGAUGCGGAGGACAUGUGCGUCCAGCUGAACACUACGAGCACGCUCGCCGUCAAGCAGCUCAGUGAUGCCCUUGACAAAGGUGUUCGCAAGCGUCGCCGUCGAUUGAGAUGGAUCCGCCGAACCGGGUUCAUGGUCUUGGAAUGGGCCCUGGUUGCCAUGCUUUGGUGGGUAUGGCUGAUUGUCAUGGCUUUCAAGCUGGUCCGUGGUGUCUUCCGAGGCUUUUUCUCUGGUGUUCGAUGGGUCUUGUGGCUUUGA